CCCCCCGCCCCGCCGUGACGUCAGCGUGCCGCUCGCGGGGCACGAUGGGAGAAUCCCGAUGCGCGGCGCCUUGAGGCGGCCCCGGCAGCGGCGCUCGGCGGGGGGGGGCAGCCCGGGAGGUGCCGGCGGGGGGCCGGGCCGGCGGUUGGCUGCCCGGCUCAUCCCCAGCCCGGCCGGCGGCAUGGCCCAGCCGCCCCCCUGAGGCGGCCGGAGCCGCCCCCCGAGCUGCCGCUUGCCGGCGGUAGGCGCCCCGCCGCAGCCCGCUCGACGGUGCCGGGGAGGAUGCUGCCGCGGCUGGCGCUGCCCGGCUGACGCCCCCCGCCCCGUGCCCCCGUUCCCGUUGUUCUCUCCCCCCCCCCCCCCUCCUCACCCCUUCCAUCCCCCGGCCGCUGCCGGCUCCAUGAGCGCCUCGGCCCGCCCCUGAGCUCCCCCCCCGCCCGAUGGCCGCGUCGGAAGAAGGCACCGGCUGCUUCCCCCCGCGGGGCAGGUCGCACAGCGACCCCAGCGUCCUCACCGAGCCCGCCGCUGCCGCCGCUGCCGCCGCCGGGGAGCCCGCAGAUGAGAUGGAGCAGUCCCCUGCAAUGCGUUCUGACUACUUGGUCUCAGGGAUUAGAACUCCGCCAGUGAGGAGAAACAGCAAACUGGCAACACUGGGCAGGAUCUUCAAACCGUGGAAGUGGAGGAAAAAGAAGAAUGAGAAACUAAAGCAGACCUCUGCAGUGCUGGAGAAGAAGAUGACAGCACGACAAGGUCGGGAUGAACUCAUUAAGAAAGGCCUUCUGGAGAUGAUGGAGCAGGAUACUGAAGGCAAAGCCUGCACUGGUGAUGAUGCCACAAGAGCAACGCAGAGUGACCCUCCAGCUCCUGUGUGCCAGGCACUUGACUCUGAAGAGAUGCAGCAAGAGAGUACGACGGCAGCCACAACAAAUGUGACCUCCCUUGGUGAGGAGCUGCAUUUGGAUGAGCUGAAAGAAGAUGCAGCCAAGAAACCUUCAGCACCCGUGGAAGAAUUAGAAGAUGCCAGUCUGCCAGCAUCUGAAGACAGUCCACAAGCCUUACUCAUUUCUGAAUCCACAGACUCUCCCCAGAAGGGGACAGAAAGAAACCCAGCACAGCUUCCCAGCCCUCCAUUGCUCCCAGCUCCACCGCCUAAGGUGAUCUCCAAAAUCACCAAGAGUCUAACAGGAAGCGACACGGAUGACCCAGCCAUGAAAUCUCCUCCUUCCACUAUCCUGAAGAAUUACGUAAUUGUCGGUUCCUCCCAAAUCUCAGGACAAGCUGCUCUCUUCCAUCCCUCUGGCCAGAAAAGCUCUGAUCCCCAUGUCAGAGGACAGGUAACAACACCGACUGGCUCCCCUCACCUGGCUGCCGUCCACCUGCCUUUACCUCCCAGCAGAGUCAUUGAAGAACUGCACAGAGCUCUGGCCACCAAACACCGGCAGGACAGCUUCCACGGAAGAGAAAGCAAAGGCUCUCCAAAAAAAAGAGUGGAUGUCCGUCCAUCCAGAACGUCUAGCAUGGAGCGCAACAAAGAAAAGGAGAACUCACUGGGUUAUAGCAGUGACUCAGAAAAUAAGCGUAACUCAGUUAAAGAGUCUGAUGAGAACAAAGAAAACAUGAUCAUGAACUCAGAGCUCAAGGAAGACUCUGUUUUUUAUCAGGAUGAAGAAGUCUUGAAUGACUCCAUUAUUUCUGGUACUUUGCCAAGAAAAUGCAAGAAAGAACUGCUGGCAGUAAAACUACGAAACAGACCGAGUAAGCAGGAGCUGGAAGACAGGAAUAUUUUCCCAAGGAGGACAGAUGAGGAAAGACAGGAAAUCCGGCAGCAAAUUGAAAUGAAGCUCUCAAAGCGACUCAGCCAAAGACCUGCUGUUGAAGAGCUAGAAAGAAGAAAUAUACUUAAACAACGAAAUGAUCAAACAGAACAGGAAGAAAGGAGGGAAAUCAAACAGAGACUGACAAGAAAGCUUAAUCAGCGACCUACAGUUGACGAACUCAGAGACAGAAAAAUCCUGAUUCGAUUCAGUGAUUAUGUAGAAGUGGCAAAAGCACAGGACUACGACAGGCGAGCAGAUAAACCAUGGACAAGACUAUCAGCAGCUGAUAAGGCAGCAAUUCGGAAAGAGCUAAAUGAAUACAAAAGUAAUGAAAUGGAGGUACAUGCAUCAAGCAAACAUUUGACAAGAUUUCACAGGCCAUAGAAAUUUUCUUCUGAGAAGAAUCUGUCUACUUUUUGAUACUGCUGCUGAACACACAUCAGGGAACGUAUGAGCCCUUCCCUAAAGUUCAGUCCAGGAUACCUUGAUGUUUAUGCGAAAGGUGGACUCUGCAGAUGAAAACUCUGCAGCACUUACAUAGAGAAAGAAACACCAGAGAUGAACUUCACUCUGAAGCCAGAAGAGUGAUGGCCUGUGGAGUGAGAUGAUCAGCUGAGAAAGACUGAAUGAAGUAAAGCUACUUGAAAGAACCUACUACUCUCCUUUACCACUUGUUUCAAACUGUUUUGCAGCCUAUCAUGGUAAAGGAGAUGUUGUGCAUGUACAGGCUUUACCAUUCCAAGGCCUCUGACAUAAAUGGACAUGACACACUGUCAUUCAGUAUUACGAUGACAAGACAUUUGGAACUUACCACAAUUAGUUUGUAAAACACUUAAGUUCAUGUUCUAAAAACUAAUUUAAUGUAUUAUAAUUUCAUUCUUUUUUUAUAUAAUGUCUAACACAGCUGCAAGCAUUUUUGACUCCUGUUACUUUUGUUCUUUAAUUAAAUGACUACUUAUUGCAGGAAAUGAACAUGUUUCCUAAAGCUGUUUUUUUUCCCAGGGACAGUUGGGAAGGGAAGAGAUUGCAAUUAUUAUGUACCAGAUCAUAUCACUUCUUUAUCGACAGUCUUCAAAAAGAUGAUUUUAACUAAGAUUUCCAUUUUAUGCAAUACUGAUGUUUUGUACCAAGUCCUUUGAAUGUGCAUAACGUGAUCGUCAUUUACACUAGCUGAAGUUCUGGCCCACUGAAGAAUUACAAUUAAGUUCACUGAUAUUCUUAUUAAAAAAUUACUAAAUUGGAUAACCAUACAUAAACAGUUUAUGUAAAAAUGUACUUUCAUGUUUAGUAAACAAAUUAAUGUCAAUGUUUUUUAUUAAUGGAAAUGUAUAUAUAGUUCAAGGAUUUCUUGAUAGUGAGAGGAAAGAAGUUACUUGAUGGUAAUAACAAAGAGAAUUGGUUUAGAAAAAUAUAAACCAGACACUUCUAAUAAUGCUUGACAUCUAGAAGCACCUAAGAAUUCUUUUCAAAAUACUUCUAGAAGGAAAAAGUUAGAAAAUAAUACAGGUAUCUGGAAAGCAUGCCUUACGAGACAAUGACAAAACGGAGCAAGUUCCUAAGACAAAAACUUCUCUGCAAGAGUUUUAAAUGACAUCCCUUUAGGAAGUCGUUAAGUGUCAAAAAAUCUGAAAAAGGAGCUUUGUUAAGAUGAUCUCCAAGAAGCAUGAAAAUAAUCCAGAAAAUAAAGGUAUGUAAAAUUGUUUGUAUAGAAUACUACUAAAUUGCUGCAAGCUGGUGAAUAGAAUCAGUGCAAACAGUGGAUGCAAUUUCUGUUCUCUUCGGUGCUCAAUGAGGGGACGCAAGAACAAAAAUAGCAUUACAUUUUCAGCAAAUUAACAUUUACAAGUGGAAGGUAAGAACAUACAGUACGACAAAAUAUUUCAAUAAGGACAAUGCUUGAAGAAAUUGAUGAAUCAGGGGAGGUAUCAUGUUUAGGACCAACAAAGUCGACAUUGAUAAUUUACCUUGCUCUGUAGCUAGCUGUAAUUUUUGUACAACUUUUUAAUGUUUGACUUGCAUAUCAGUUUAAGACUUGAAUCACUGAAUUACUUAAUCCAAAGAUUUUUUUUCUAUUAAUUGCAGUUUUAUAACUUGGCUUUUCACAGAAAUAUGUAACAUCGUAACUAGCCUUUUAACAUACCUUUAAUUAUAUUUAUCAACAAUUUUUAUUAAUAGAAUAUUUAUUAACAAUAUAACAUGUAAAAUACAAAAAGGGUAAAAAGAACUGGGAGAAAUGUUUCUUAGGCAGAACAACCAUUUUUAGCUUAGAAACUGUAGAUGACUCACUGUUAACUACAAAGUUGGCUAAUAAUCCAUGAAGGUAACACUCCUAUUUAGCACAGACUAGCAGACUUUCCUUGAUAACAAAAUGUAUAAAAUACAUCAAAAUUAUGUUUAAAAAAUGUAAUAAAAUAUUUUAAGGGUA
Anas platyrhynchos (mallard) is the source of this 4242-nucleotide messenger RNA. It is a transcript of the gene PHACTR3, whose product is annotated as phosphatase and actin regulator 3. The record is from RefSeq and is a predicted model, not a curated record. NCBI's taxonomy places the organism in Eukaryota, Metazoa, Chordata, Aves, Anseriformes, Anatidae. Gene Ontology annotation, molecular function: actin binding. Gene Ontology annotation, biological process: actin cytoskeleton organization.